Molecule: messenger RNA, 4796 nt
Organism: Megalopta genalis
Lineage: Eukaryota; Metazoa; Arthropoda; Insecta; Hymenoptera; Halictidae
Source: RefSeq, a predicted model, not a curated record
CUGUACGGUGCUGACUGGCGGAGUCAGUCAGUCAGUCAGUCAGUCGGCUCGGCACCGGCCGCGACGCACGAUCGCGUGGUUUUUUCUUGGUUCCCCGGACGGCGCACGUUAGGCUAAGCUGCCCCGUUCAGCUCGGCUCGUCUUGUCGGUUUCUAGCAGUUGUUCGCUCGGCCCAGUUUUUCCAGCGAGCCUCUCUCCGAAAGUGCACCUCUCGCCGGAUUAACCCGAGGAGCUUCCCAGCGGAGAGUUCACCGCCUGGCAGACCAGAUAUCAAACCCGGAAUCGUAGUUCGAGUCCACAGGUUCACCCCAGUCGUCGAUUCCUCUUCAUUCUUUCUGCAGCUGGUGAUGAUGUAACGGGACUUUCGCUGUCGCUGCAGUGAAGCAACGAUGUCCACACAAUGCAACCGCUUCGUGCAGAACGCCUGGAAGAAGGAACUCUGUUCGAACUGCUUCAAACCGAGGGAGGAACACACGCUGCCCGAGGAGACGCUCAAGCUCAACAUCGGCAGGGCCCUUAACUUCAAGACUGAUAGCGUUAAGAUCCAGGGUAUCCUGCGAAGCAAGGUGAUCGGCCAGAAGGACCAGAAGAAAAAGGCAGUCGCGUUCCCGGAAUGUCUAACGGAGAUAAUCGGUUAUGGCGGCGACGAUGUCUUCUCGGACGACGAGGAGGACGACGAGCAGGACUUCGCCGAGUCGUUCGGCACGGAGGACGACGCGCUGCCAGACAGCGAGGAGGAGCGCGCCCUGGGAAACUUGACACGAGCCAACACCAACUUCAACACGAUCACCGCUAACUUGACAGCGGUCGUGACGGCGAACGAGACGCCGAAAUCCUCGUCCGCGACGAGAUCCUUCGCGUCGCUGAUGCUCGGGAGGAUACAGAAGGACUCGGAGGGCAAGAAGACCACCUUGCUGGUCUCUGUGACGCCGUUCGGCGGCGACGAGACCUUGCCCACUGCGAGGAGGCCCGCUGAUAGGAAGAUCAAUGGAUUCGUCAAUGGAUCCUCGAGCCCCGCCAAGCACAAGAUUGCCGAGAACGGUGAUAAAUUGGAGACGACGCUGAAGCUGCCGAAGAAGCCGGAAAUCGAAGCGAAGAAGGAUGAUAGGAAGGAGGGGAAGUACUCCUCGGGCAUGGAGAAGAUCGUGGACCUUCCUUUGAUCACGAACAACCUAAUUUCGGCGAUGCAGCGUGGAGAGUCUACAGAGAGCGAGGACGGCAAGGACAAGGCAUCCGAAGUCGAACGGAUCUUGGAUGCUGGUAAACCGGACAAGAAAUUCGGGAACGUUGCUCGGAGUCCUGCGACCAAGAAGCCGGAUAACGAGAAGCCGAAGUGCGCGUCCCAGGCUUCUCAGAACGGCGGCAAGAUCGACUACGAGGGUGCUAAAGCGGCGAGAAGGUCACCGGAGAUUUGCAGAUCAAAGAGCAAAGGGUCGGACAGGGGUAUCGAGUUAACGUUGACGCCGUUCACGAAAAACGACACCGAGGAGGCUGCGGAGAGCGACAGGCCCAUGAUCCAGGGCAAGGAGACGAACAAGAUCACGGUGUCGCAUGGUAACGAGGACUCCUCGCUGGCUGAGCUGCGCAAGAUGGAGGCCGAGGUCUCUGAAAAAAGAUUCAGCUGCGAGGAGAGCCGCGAGAUGGCUGGGGAACCGGAUGGCAGGGCCGAUGAGGAGGAAAUGACAGAACCCCCUGCGCUUCCGAGGAGCCCGCCGCCGAGUAUCGAGGCUAGGCCGCUUCUUCAGGGAGAGACUGGCAAGCCGAUCAUCACCACCGAACCCAGGCCCUCCUUUCUUCAUGGCGCGGUGAACGCGGAGCUGAAAGUCAAGCCCGUUGUGCCACAGAAACCGGCUAAUUUCGGGGCCAAGAAUACGGUUGUGGCAGAGGGUAACUUGAAGAAGAGCCACGCGGCGACAUCCAGAACCAGUCAGAGCACAGGUGCGAGCGGUCGACCUGCGCAGGACCAGACAAACAAUCCCCGACAAUCCAGCAAAGACAAGCUCGAGGAACUGGCGGACCAGACUCGCGGAGUAUUCGACAAUCUUCCACGAGAUUCUGAGACCAAGGCCGCUCAGUCUAGCAGGCUACAGCACCCUCCACUCAGCCAGGACAUCGAGUCUUCCAAGCCGAGCCAGGGCUCGCCGAAAGUGUCUUCGGGAAGCAAGAUAAAUCCGUCUCCGACGAACUCUCCUAGAGAUCAGGCGGUAGAAGGUGGAGAUCCCGAGGACCUGGACGUAGAAGAGGAGGCCUUGGACUCGCAGGCUCCGGCUGCGGAGUCCGUUCGCUCGCCUAACAAGCGAAGAAUGGCGCCCAAGCCUCCGGCAGCGGAGCCUGCGGAGGAAUUAACGCCGAGUGCGACAUUGUUCGCUAGAAACCCUAUCGCGACGUUCAAGUCGGACUCACCGGUGGUUAGGGAGAAAGAGAAGAGGGAGAGAGCCUCCUCCUGCAGCCCCAAGUUCCGGAAAGCGGUCUCCGAGCUACCGGACCCUACCAGCGCUCAAACUUCGGACCCCGCGUCCAGGAGAACGAUCUCUCUGUCCCAGGACAGCCUGACGAACGGCCAAGAAGUCAGGGAGGAGAAGAAACGUGGCAGAUCGCGCUUCUCCUUGAAGAGGUUCCUCAGGAUGGGCUCGAGGAAGGACGUGGACAUGGUCAGCGGCCACGGGUCCGGCAGAACCGACGAGAUCCCGUCGACGCCGCAACCGAAACCAAGGCUGGAGAUCAUCCAUCCUCUGGAACUCGACGGCGCCGCUGUCGAGGUGGUGGGCAACGACCGGAUCAGCAGGAUAAGCGAAGAUCAACCUGAUUCCUGCGGACCUAGAAACGAUGCGAGAGCUACCCGGUCCCCGUUGUCCCCUGGAGCUCACGCGGCCGUGAGACCAGGCAAACCACCGCCACCGCCGCGGAACCAGUCCCUGGAGGAUUGGCCCCGGCUGGAUCCAUCCAGCAAACCGGUCCGACCGCCGCCACCGCGGGUCGAGACCAAGCAGCUUCCGUCUCGAAGCGAAAAGUCCACGAAAUCGUCGUCCCCGUCGUCCGUCUCCUCUUCGUCAUCGUCCUCGUCGUCGUCGUCGUCCUGGCAGCCGGCAGCCUCGACCACCUCAGACUCGAUUUACGCGAAUCUGGCAGCGGAGGAUGUUACAGGUGAGGUGCGCAGCUCGUUGGCACCCUCGAAACCCCAGCGAACCGCCAGCAUGAGGGACCAGGCGACCUCCCAGCCGAUCCUCAAGAAACACGGAUCAUCCAGCCCGGCACUUAAUCAGGAUUACGAGGGCGUAGCGGUGGCCGUGGCGCCGACUGCGUCCGAUUCCCUGACGUCGAACGACAGUCAUGUAUACGAGUGCCUUUCCAGCUCGCCGGAGUGCGACUCGAGCCUCGAGCUCCGACACGCGGUCGGAACUCAUCACAGCAGCAAGAGGAAAUCCGACAGCAACGCGAUGGAGACCGGCGGUGAAUUCAAAUUUCAUCAGCAGACGUUCGCCAGAUCGACUUCGCUCCCGUAUUGCGGCAGCGAGACCGAGAGCGAGCUCUACGCACCGUACGGUUUUUAUACGGGCGAUGAGGGCCCGGAGGAGGAUCAGGACUGGAAGAGCAAGGACGACGAAUUAAGGAUAAGCCGAUUGAGGCAACGUAGAGGUCGCAGCAUAGUUCAUCGGAGCCUCGAGGAUAAUUACGGGGCGGUGGUGGUUGCGAACCACGAAGCCCUUGCGCAGUUUCUCGAACAGCUGAACCAAACUCCGCAAGUGGCGACGGGGCUGCGCGUCCUGAAAAAUACGAAUCCCCGUCUGAGCCACUUCGGCAUCGAUACCAAUACGUCGAUCACCGUCGGUAGAAGAAUAUUUUAUUCGGCGACGUGGAACGAGCUGAACGUCAGCCUGUCCGUCGCGUUCGAUCUGGCCACACACGUGUCGAGGAAGGAAUUUUAUAUGGCACCUAUAAUCGAGUUUAUAGACAGCGUACCGAAGGAAAUUACCGGCGGGACGUGUCUGCCGGGGAACAAGCAGCUCGAAGCGACCAUAUCCGUGUUCCCGCGACUCCAGGUGAGCAGCAUACAGUCGUUCGGGCUGACGAUAAAGGACAUGCAGGACGAGGGAACAGUCAGGGAAGCCUCGUUCGUGCUGCUUCAAUUCGUGACAGCGUUGAAGAGCCUGCAGGCCCGCGGUAUCGAGGAGUCCGCGCGAAGUCUGAGCAACGUUGUUCUCUGCAGGGAGGACAAGAACGCCUACUACAGGCUCUAUCUUCUUCAAGGAUUGAACGUGGACACGAACGAGGAGAGGGAGCAGGAGAGGGUAUCGCUGUGCCGUUGCGCGCUUCUGGCAUUGCAGCAGCUGAACUUAACGAGCCGGAUGCCUUUGAUUCAGGAAUUGUUGAUAAGGGAGAAAGCCGUCACCCUGUCUCAGGUGAAGUCGGUUCUCGAGUUUUCUCUGUGGGGUCCAGCGGACGUGACCCUCGGAGGGCCGCGGGAGAGGGAAGUCACCCUUCAAAGAUGGCUCGAUCUGGAGAGAGCAAACGUUCUUCACGCCCUGGUCAGGACCAGGUCAUCCCUGACCGUCAUGGACGAGUACCAGCUAUUGUUCCUGGUCCGAACGAGUGCGAAAAUCAUGGGCGAGGCGUCGCUGAUCCUGGACGAGCAACGAAAUCGCUUGGCUCGAGCUCGAUAAUCGUGAAUCCCGUACGAAGAUUUGCCAGGACCUCGAUUUACCUAACUGUACAUUUUAAGAUCAUUCUCUAUCUAGCGAGUAGCAUUGCCUGUACAAAACACGACCGAUUAAUUUAUUGUUUUUCAUACGGUUAAA